Molecule: messenger RNA, 1920 nt
Organism: Rotaria socialis
Lineage: Eukaryota; Metazoa; Rotifera; Eurotatoria; Philodinida; Philodinidae
Source: the annotation of a GenBank genome assembly
AUGCCUGCUGCAAAUUUUACUAAAGUUACUGCACCUCUCAGUGCAUUAUCAUCGAUGACGCCAAACAAUGGUUCUACAACAGCUGUUCAAAGUGGUCCCUAUACAAAAGCGCAAUUUCAAAGUACAAUGGAAGGUUCUCGAACGAUAAAAAAUUCGAAAGAAGUAGAACACAUUCUUCGUGAUUAUCCAGCUGCAUUGGAACUUUAUCGAACAGGAAAAUACAAAGUUAAAGUUAAAUAUGAAGUUGAUGUUGAGCGUGUUAUUCUGGUUGAAAAGCGAACAAUAAAAGCUACAUCUAACAAUGCAACAGUACCAAGUAUUACUCAAGACAAGAAUCAAACUGCUCUUGAUUCUUCGAAUAAUAUGGAACAACAUAGAGACAUCGAGAAAGAACCACGGCAAACAAGUAGUCGCACACAAUCUCAAGAUCGUAGUGUAGCACCACGAACAGCAUCAAUACCAAAUGGUAUGAAUACGGUUCAUGCAACAAUAUCUUCAAUAUCUAUGGUAAAUAAUAAUCAACCUAAAGUUGAUCAUCAACGAGCACCAUCCAAUGAACCUGAAGUUUCUCUAGAAUCUCAAAAAAAUCAACCAACGAAUCCUUCUGAUAACAAUUAUCAGAAAGCAUCACUCAAUAAACAACAAGGCGAUAAAAUCACUCGAGAUUAUCCAAAAACGAUGGUACCCUUUGUUCCGCAAGCCAACAAAGCUGCAAAUCCAUGGCAACAACCACGAUUUCAACAGCCAUAUUUUAGUAAUCCUAUGCUACAACAGCAACAGCAACAGCAACAUCAACAGCAACAACAACAACAGCAGCAACAGCAACAUCAACAGCACCAUCAACAACAACAACAACAGCAACAGCAACAUCAACACCAACAGCAACCGCAACAACAGCAACACCAACAGCAGCACCAACAGCAAUACCAACAGCAACAGCAAGAGCAACCGCAACAACAACCACGGCCAAAUUUAUUUAUGCCCGCACCAUUUUUACCCCAACAAAAUCCACAGUAUCCACAACCCUAUUACUUUGUCCAACGGCCAGCUGCUCCACCUGUCUAUCAACAACAACAAACUGUUUAUCCGUUGUUAUCAACAGGAUCAACCAUUAAGCCGAGUAUUCAGUCAGCAAAUAAUUAUGCAGCACUAUGUCGAUCGGUAUCGAAUAUGGUUGGACUUCAACCAUCGUUUCGUACAUUUAAUUCCAAUCAACCGCCUCCGCCACUUAAAAUCCCAUCUAUUCGUCCAGUCUAUCAGUUUCAAAUACCGACUGUUAUGAAUCCACAAUUAGCAAAUAUGCCCAACGAACCUAUGCGUCCUACUAUGAACUCUAACGUUGCUUAUGUUCAGCAACCAAGAGGUGCAAGAAAUAGAGCACGUAGUGUUGAUGUAAGCCUUCGUAAUCGUGUACCAACGCAAAUACCUAAUAUCCAUCAGCAAAAUACUGCGGCAUUGCUUGGGCACUACCAUCAUCAUCAUCAUCGUCAUCAUCAUCGUGAACCAUCUAAUCCAACCAAUAACGUUAAUCCAAUAGCAGUCACUGUGAAAGAACCAAAUAUUCCAUCUAAAGAAAGAACAAAUGGAGUUACUACUGAAAAAUUAACCAUUCGUGAACUUAAUGAAUCAUUUUAUCGAAUAGAUGCAUCAGGUCGGCUUCCAUAUAGUUCAGUACCAGGAGUUUUACAACGUUAUGGCAUCAUGUUAACAGAAAAUGAUUUAAUGUCAGCUGCUAAAGAGCUCGAAUAUAAUUUAAAUGAAUCAAUAUCUGCUCGACGUCUUGUUCAUCUACUAAUUAAAUUAGGUAAAAUAACCAAAUCGAAUCAACAACCAUGUCAACCUCCUUCACCAUCCAUGUUGCCAGAAGAUCGUGAAGUUACGGAUAUAAUGACACAACGAAACACAUCGACUAAUCCAUAA